UGAUGACACAAGCUCUUUUGGACUUGCCCAUAAAAAAAUCUUGAAAAAAAUCACAACUUUUCUCAGGUCAAUAUAUCCCAAUAAAGACUCAACCAUCUUUCCCAUUUUCAGGAAAAAAAUCAAGAAAUGGAUGGCCAUCAUCAUGGUGGUGGUGGUGGCUAUGGAAGUAGCAGAGUUCCUCUUUUACAUGGAGGGGGGGGUGGAAAGAGAAACUAUGAAGCUCAAAAUGGGCAGGCUACUGACCUUGAACAUGGAGAUGCUGUUCCGGCUGCCAAUGUGAGCUUUUUGAGAAUACUGUCACUGGCAAAGCCGGAGGCAAAAAACCUAGUUAUUGGUACCGUCGCACUGCUGAUUGCAUCCACAACUGGCUUAUUAAUACCAAAGUUUGGUGGGAAGAUAAUUGACAUCGUGUCUGGUGAUAUCCAAACACCUGAGCAGCAAACUGAAGCAUGGAAUGAAGUCAAGAGCACUAUAUUUGAAAUAUUUUUGGUUGUCAUUGUUGGUUCAAUUUGCGCAGCACUUCGAGCAUGGUUGUUUUCUUCUUCCAGCGAAAGGGUUGUUGCCAGGUUGCGGAAGAAUCUGUUUGGUCACCUCGUGAGCCAGGAGAUAGCAUUUUAUGAUGUUACAAGAACAGGAGAACUUCUAAGUAGGCUAUCUGAAGAUACUCAGAUCAUAAAAAAUGCUGCCACGACCAAUCUUUCUGAGGCCCUCAGAAACCUCUCUACUGCAGCAAUCGGGCUCGCCUUUAUGUUUUCAACGUCUUGGAAAUUAACAUUGCUUGCUCUACUUGUUGUCCCGGUCAUCUCUGUCGGAGUACGUCAAUUUGGCCGAUAUCUUCGUGAGCUUUCCCACAAGACUCAAGCUGCAGCUGCAGUAGCUGCUUCAAUUGCUGAGGAAACUUUCGGCGCCAUACGCACAGUGAGAUCUUUUGCCCAGGAAAGUUACGAGACGUCACGUUAUUCAGAGAAAGUCAAUGAGACCUUGAAGCUUGGACUUCAACAAGCUAAAGUAGUCGGUUGUUUUUCUGGCGGUAUGAACGCAGCUUCAACAUUAUCAGUUAUUGUAGUAGUGAUAUAUGGAGCUAAAUUGACGAUUUCUGGUUCUAUGACCUCGGGUUCUCUUACAUCCUUCAUUCUCUACAGCCUCACUGUUGGAUCAGCUGUGUCAGGGCUGUCAGGGUUAUAUACCGUUGUGAUGAAAGCUGCUGGAGCAAGCAGGAGAGUUUUUCAGCUUCUGGAUCGUGUUUCAUCCAUGCCAAAAUCAGGAAACAAGUGUCCACUUGGUGAUGAAGAUGCGGAGGUCGAUCUGGAUGAUGUCUGGUUUGCUUAUCCUUCCCGUCCUAAUGACAUGGUGCUCAAGGGCAUAACACUUAAACUGCAACCUGGGUCAAAGGUUGCGCUGGUUGGCCCAAGUGGUGGUGGAAAGACAACAAUAGCAAACUUGAUUGAGAGGUUUUAUGACCCUCUCAAAGGAAAGAUUUUGCUUAAUGGAGUCCCUCUUGUAGAUAUAUCACAUGAACAUCUACACAGAAAGAUCAGUAUAGUUAGCCAAGAACCGGUGCUUUUCAACUGCUCCAUUCAUGAUAAUAUUGCUUAUGGGUUCGAUGGCAAAGCAAGCAGUGUUGACGUGGAAAAUGCAGCUAAAAUGGCAAAUGCCCAUGAAUUUGUAUCAAAAUUCCCAGAAGGAUACCAGACUUUUGUUGGAGAACGUGGUGUAAGGCUUUCAGGAGGUCAGAAACAAAGAGUAGCCAUCGCAAGAGCUCUAUUGAUGAACCCCAGAAUUCUCCUGUUAGAUGAGGCCACCAGUGCUCUCGAUGCUGAAAGUGAAUACCUAGUUCAGGAUGCCAUGGACUCUCUGAUGAAUGGGAGGACUGUUCUAGUCAUUGCGCAUAGGCUUUCAACAGUCAAAACUGCAAAUACUGUGGCAGUUAUAUCUGAUGGCCAGAUAGUUGAGAGGGGAACACAUGACGAGCUUCUUGACAAGAAUGGUAUUUACACUUCGCUAGUCAAGAGACAACUACAAGGGCCAAAAACAGAAGUUUAGUUAUUGAUUAGAGGUGGUGACACGCAGACUGAGGUAUUCGAGUCUUAUCAGGGAAAAAUUAGUUUUCUCCUGCUUUAUCAACGGUCCUUAAAAAUUCUGUUUCAGUUCAUGUUUCACACGCUUUCUGCACAUACCAUAUGCUAGCUUGGAGAAUAACAAUAGUUUCGACAUUUGCAAUUAAAUUUAGUCCUAUGCUGAUGUAACUUGUAAAUGAAUACCAUGUUGAAGCUCCCUUUUUUUUAAGCGUACUUGUAAUUUCUGCAGCCAGGUGAGUGUAAACCAGUAAUCACUGUGUUACAUGUCAUCUAACGUCGGAUAAACCAUUUUAUAAACUAUUUUAGCUCCGGUUCAAAUUA
This is a messenger RNA of Daucus carota subsp. sativus, 2399 nucleotides long. Its product is annotated as ABC transporter B family member 25. Gene Ontology annotation, biological process: oligopeptide export from mitochondrion. NCBI's taxonomy places the organism in Eukaryota, Viridiplantae, Streptophyta, Magnoliopsida, Apiales, Apiaceae. Bases 127 to 2043 code for a protein of 638 amino acids. The record is from RefSeq and is a predicted model, not a curated record. Gene Ontology annotation, cellular component: mitochondrial inner membrane. Gene Ontology annotation, molecular function: ABC-type oligopeptide transporter activity; ATP hydrolysis activity; ATP binding. The transcript has 17 exons.